Colossoma macropomum (tambaqui) is the source of this 2328-nucleotide messenger RNA. Its product is annotated as osteoclast stimulatory transmembrane protein. Bases 95 to 1573 code for a protein of 492 amino acids. Gene Ontology annotation, cellular component: membrane. The record is from RefSeq and is a predicted model, not a curated record. NCBI's taxonomy places the organism in Eukaryota, Metazoa, Chordata, Actinopteri, Characiformes, Serrasalmidae. The transcript is spliced from 3 exons.
GAUCGUACCAUCUGGCUUUUUUAACAUAUUUGUCCAUCUAUUCAUCCGUUCCAUCACUCAUUCGCCCAUCCAUCCUUCCAGACUAUACAGGAAAAUGUUGCCGUGGGAUUACUGGCGCACAUUCAGAAGAUUACUGAGGAACAGCAUUGAGUUCGUCUGGUUCUCCUACUCCGUUCCAACUCCACGGAGUGCCAGACAAAUCUUCACCCUCCUGCUCAUGUGCCUUGCUAUUUCAGUGAGUACUGCUGCACUGCUGUUCCACUGGCUGAUGGACCUCCUCUUGUACGACCCACUCACCGCAGACAUCUCCGCGGGGAUCUACGGCACAGCUGUGUUCAUCCUCUCAUUCCUCGUUCACCCUUUCCGUUGUGCAUUUACGCUGAUGUUUCCAACAAUGGGUACCAGACAGGGACGCAAACUUGUCCUUUCCAUGUGUGCGAUGCUCGUGGUUCUUCACAUUCUUCCCAACAUUGCUGCUAACAUAGCUACAAUAACGCACCUGGUUAAAUGCACAACAGAGAAUCUUGCUCGUAGCCUCCUCAGCUCAGCUGCGCUGAGCAACAAAAUAAAGAGUGACAUAGUUGGUAAAGUUCAGACAAUUAAAAACAAUGAAUUCCACUUUGUGGAGAGGCUCAGUAACUUUAACCACUCCACAGACAUUAAAGUGAGUGAGCUGAGAGAAAGUCUGAACAACUUAAGCAAACAUGUUGAGGAGGAUUUUUCAAAAGCCAAACAGCAGCUAGAGGAAUGGAAACUGCUCUCAAGCAGAAUAUUUGCUGCUAUUUUUGUGGUCUAUCUUUUCAUGGACUCCACCAUUUACCUGAAGUCGUACCUGACCUCGGUGAGAUUCGAUAACGUCUACAUCACCGGACUGCUCAGAAAAACUGCGAAUGAUAGAGGGAUCCAAGUCGAAGCAAAGGAUGUGAAGAAUGGAGUGAACUCCACCAGUUUCAGAAUGACAAAAAGAGAACUGAUUAGGUGUUUAGUUCCCAUUCUGCAGAUCACACUGUAUCUGUUGAUGACAGUCAUGCUGAUAAUGCUUGACCACAUUGUGUUUUAUCUUGUAGCAACAAGCGAGAGUUGGCUUUUGGACAUACCGUCCACAGAUAUUACCAUACAGGCAUAUUUUACGGUCGAUUAUCAGUACUGCCCUUUUUUUUCUUGCUUCGAUCAUACAAAGAUGGUGAACUUACGCAAAAUGUACAGUGCCAUCAUCAGUCCUGAUGCAGCUCAGUGCAAGGCCAAGCCGAGCAUGCUGAAUCCAAGUGUGUUGGUUUCAUUGGGCCUGCUCUAUCUCCUUAGCUACUGCCUCGCCUUCCUGGAGGUCUACGCUCGACGCCUUCGCAGGAAAGUGGCCUCUUCAUUCUUCCAGCAGCAGGAAAAGGAAAGAAUCAAAUUUCUUAUUGAGAAGAUUCUGAACAAGAAGAUGUACCCCAAAAGCUUGUCUUCUACAGAAGCAGAAACUGGAAGUGUAGAGAAGGAGAUGCAGGGAAAUGAUGAGGUGGAAUCAAGAGAUCAGUCUCAGUGUCAGUCAUAUAAAUUUUAUAACCUGCACGAGACCAGUACUGUGUAAGAGUACAAGCGAUAAGAUUAGGACCAGUGUUGAAAACAAGAUUUGUCCUUCUGGGGUCUUCUUCAAAUUUUGAUUUGGAUUCCAUUAAGACCUCAAACUGGGUUAUUUAAUUGGGACUAAUACAAAGAUAGUCUCAGAAGUCCAAGGCUAUGCUUCUAUUUGGCAACAUAUUUUAUUACAAAUUAUAUUAUUAGCACAAAAGUUUGAGUGAAAAUAGAAAGGAAAAGACCGAAAAAAUCAGACUUAGGCCCAAUCCCAUUUCUUAUUUUUUACUUUUACCCCUUGUUUUCGAGCAUCACCAUGCCUUUUGGAACUGAGUUGCAAGAGGUAGUGGUUGAAAUGUGUCGCUACGAAAUGGGACAACCCUCAAAUAAAAAAGAACAUUGCUUCAUUAACAGGCUACUAGCAGUGCUCUAUAGGCGACACUGCCAGUCUGCAGUGACAGUAGAGAAGCAGUAAAGUUCAGCAACGUUGCUGCUGGGCUUCAGUUAAGGGGACAAUCUUCCCUCUAGGGAACUCACAAAAUGGAGGGCUAAGGGCUAAGUGGUAGGGGCAAGUGUUGAAAUGGGAUUGGGCCCUAAUGUCACAAAUUUGAUUAAAUGUAAAUAGUCAUUCAGAAAGUGCAGAAUUUUGAAUAAUUCUUCUUUCAAUUGUUGUAGAUUUUCAAUGUGGUCUCGGACGUUUGGAUGCCACUGUAUGCAAACCUGUAUAUGAGGCCAAACUCAAGCUUUGGUAGUCUACUAACAGAUGCAUUG